GUUGCAUCAUAAAUGAAAAAGUUGAUACAAUUUUUGCAGUCAUAUUAGACCAAAACUAAAAUGACGUGUUCUAGUUACUAUGUUUCAAAGAGUUAUUGAGUGCACAUAAAUAGUCAACUCGAAAGAAUUGAAAUUCAGAUACCUCAGCCAAACUUUUGGUGGAAGGUAGAUAGCCAUGGCUGGAGGGUCUUUUGCACCAAGAGGUGUGGCAAAAGAGAGAGCAGAGCAGUACAAGGGAAGGGUCACUGCUUUUGUUAUCAUCGCCUGUAUAGUUGCUGCAGUUGGAGGAUCACUCUUCGGCUAUGAUAUUGGAAUUUCAGGUGGAGUCACCUCAAUGGAUGGAUUUCUCGUGAAAUUCUUCCCCGCAGUCUACAGACAAAAAAAGCACGCGCAUGAAAACAACUACUGCAAAUACAACAACCAAGGCCUUGCAGCAUUUACUUCUUCUCUAUAUCUUGCUGGCUUGGUAUCGUCUAUUGUAGCAUCUCCCAUCACACGGAAGUAUGGGCGUCGAGGAAGUAUCAUCUGUGGUGGAUUAAGUUUUAUUAUAGGAGCCACUUUAGAUGCGUCAGCAGUAAAUCUGGCAAUGCUCAUUUUCGGUCGGAUCAUGCUUGGUGUUGGCAUUGGAUUCGGAAACCAGGCAGUGCCGCUGUAUUUGUCAGAAAUGGCACCAACUCAUCUUCGAGGAGGCCUAAAUAUGAUGUUUCAAUUGGCAACGACACUUGGGAUCUUCACAGCAAACAUGAUAAACUAUGGAACAGAGAAGCUUAGGCCAUGGGGGUGGAGGCUUUCCCUAGGCCUUGCAGCAGUACCUGCUAUUUUGAUGGCAAUAGGCGGGAUAUUUCUUCCUGAAACACCUAACAGUUUAAUUGAAAGAGGAUUAAAAGAAAAGGGACAAAAUGUUCUCGAGAAAAUCAGGGGAACCUCAGAUGUCCAUGCAGAAUUGCAAGACAUAAUUGAUGCUAGUGAUCUUGCAAAUUCUAUCAAGCAUCCUUUCAGAAACAUCCUUGAGAAGAGGAACAGGCCGCAGUUGGUCAUGGCAAUCUUCAUGCCAACUUUUCAGAUACUUACAGGCAUAAAUUCUAUUCUUUUCUAUGCCCCCGUGUUGUUUCAGACUAUGGGAUUUGGUGGAAAUGCUUCUCUCUACUCCUCGGCUUUGACUGGAGCAGUACUCGCUUCUUCCACUUUCAUAUCUAUUGCGACUGUUGAUAGAUUGGGCCGCAGAGCUUUACUGAUUAGCGGAGGAAUACAAAUGGUUGUGUGUCAGGUGAUAGUAGCAAUCAUACUGGGGCUCAAAUUCAGAAGUGACGAGGGACUUUCAAAUAGCUUCUCGAUAUUGGUUGUGGUUAUAAUCUGUCUCUUUGUUGCAGCUUUCGGGUGGUCAUGGGGACCUCUUGGCUGGACAGUCCCCAGCGAAAUAUUCCCACUAGAAACUCGAUCUGCUGGACAGAGCAUUACAGUUGCAGUAAAUCUCUUCUUCACAUUCGUAAUAGGCCAAUCUUUCCUCACCCUCUUAUGUGCAUUCAAGUUUGGGAUUUUCCUCUUCUUUGCGGGUUGGAUUACCAUCAUGACGAUCUUUGUCUAUCUCUUCCUUCCCGAGACAAAGGGCGUGCCCAUCGAAGAGAUGAUAUUCUUGUGGGAAAAACACUGGUUCUGGAAAAAGAUUGUUCCCAUAUACUCAGAGGCAGAAACGGAGUCGUAAUGGUAUCAAGAAACUUAGUCAAGCAAAUGAUCAAACACAUAAGGGACUGUCGACUGUGGACGAUAUUCUAAUAUUAUUAGCUUAAUAUCAUGAAGAAAAAACAUCUGAUGAAUUGUUAUUGUGUGGGCUUUUUAUGAAAGUGAAGUGAAAUCGAUUCUGUUGAAAUUUCCUAA
Olea europaea var. sylvestris is the source of this 1875-nucleotide messenger RNA. RefSeq names its product sugar carrier protein A-like. Gene Ontology annotation, biological process: monosaccharide transmembrane transport. The transcript is spliced from 4 exons. Lineage: Eukaryota; Viridiplantae; Streptophyta; Magnoliopsida; Lamiales; Oleaceae. The record is from RefSeq and is a predicted model, not a curated record. Gene Ontology annotation, cellular component: membrane. Gene Ontology annotation, molecular function: monosaccharide transmembrane transporter activity. The coding region runs from base 176 to 1702 and encodes 508 amino acids.